Messenger RNA from Vitrella brassicaformis, 891 nucleotides. The record is from the annotation of a GenBank genome assembly. NCBI's taxonomy places the organism in Eukaryota, Vitrellaceae.
CUAUCUCUUGCUGCUGCUCUUGGCCACUUCGUCAAUCGCUUCUUUGACCUUGCACCACACAUCCUUCUCGCCAAUCUCCCCAAGACCACCCCCAGCCAUCACGCCCCGAAACACCACCCCCCCACUGACCUGCCUCUCCUUGACGCCCUUCCCCCUACCCCCCACACCCACUCUCCUCAACACGUCCGCCACCCAUCGCCACGCCUCCUGGCAGAGACGCAGAAAGGGCUCGGGCAGCAUGUUGUCAGUCUGCUGCUGCGGCUGCUGCUGCUGCUGCAUGAGCAUCACCACCUGCGCCCCCGGGCGCAUGAAGGGGUACAUCUGUGCGGCAUCGCGUGAAUGGCGGCCGCUGCUGACGACCAGGACGGAUGUGACGGCCGCGAGGUUGACCAGGUCUGGGUAUGUGAGUGUGUCGAAGAAGGUGACCUCGAUGCUCCACCCCUGAUAAGAGCCGGGUGUGGUGACCAGCUGCCGCUGCAGGUGCUUGAUGAUCGACAGCUCUCUUGGGAGGUCUGGCUGGCCGUCGAUGGGGCACUGCCACUCGCCCUUCCCUUCGCCCCCAUUGGCGAGUGUGCAUGGCAGAGAAGAGGCGAACACGAUGUGUCUCGGUGGCGGGUCGAUGAAGAGCCGUGUGUCUCUCCUGAUGGGCAAAGGGCCGGAGAGAGAGGGGAGAGUCGUGGGGGAUGAGCACAGCAGCUGAUAGUCUUCCUCGUCCAUCAAGGCGGUCUCGGUCUCGUUCUCGCCAUGUGUGUCGAUGAAGGACUCUGAUGCCUUUGCCGGCUUUGUGUCCUCCUGCCGCUGUACCGACUCCAGGUGCCUCUGUAGGCCGUCCUUGCCCAGCUUGGUCAUUUUGGUCGUCUUCUGCUGGGCAUACUUUCCCCUAGCAAGCAU